This is a messenger RNA of Mercenaria mercenaria, 1088 nucleotides long. Its product is annotated as cerebellin-3-like. Gene Ontology annotation, molecular function: protein binding. Lineage: Eukaryota; Metazoa; Mollusca; Bivalvia; Venerida; Veneridae. The transcript has 2 exons. The coding region runs from base 51 to 773 and encodes 240 amino acids. The record is from RefSeq and is a predicted model, not a curated record.
UGUUGAAAGCGUGGAGUAAUUUUUCCGGUGUUCCUCAGUCUUAAGACAAAAUGUUGUUUUCAGCAGUUUUCGCUUUAGUUUUUUUGUUUGAAAUUUAUGUUUUCAGUGUUUCUUUUGCAAAAGAACCAAUGUGUUCUAAAUUUGCUUACGAGGAGCAACUUUUGGAGAAGAUGGUCCGUACGGAAAUUCGAGUAGAAACAAUAGACAAUGAGAUAAAGAAAACUCAGGAAACUGUCUUGAACACUUUAAACGACAUAAAGAAGACAGUUGCCGAUAUGACAGAUAGAUUUGAAGAUUUGAGAAAUAACAUUACGGAAGUAAUGGAACAUAAGAUCCGGGACAUUGAGGAAAUAGAAGAGAAGAUGACACGGUCAUCUGUCGCUUUCUUUGCACACCACGUGCCAGAUUUGUCUCUUGAUGUGACUGACAAGAUCAUCAUAUUUGAUAGCAUCAUUACGAACGAGGGGUCAGGCUAUGACACUUCUACGGGUGUCUUUACGGCACCUGUCGGGGGAAUGUUUCAAUUCACUGUCAAUUUUUGUUCACUAUAUAACCAACAUUCGCCCAUAGCAUUGGUUUUGGCAGGGAAACAGAUAGCUAAAUCAUCAAAUUAUGACACGUCCCACCACACCUGCGGCUCGUUUUCGGCAAUUGUAAGAGUGAAAUCGGGAGAAAAAGUUUGGGUAAAAUGUGUCACUGGAAAUUCUUCUUAUAAGUUAUAUCGAGACAAUUGGAUGAUGAACUCUUUCAGUGGAUUUCUCCUCUACAAGUAGGCAAUGAAAAGCGAUAUAACAAAUUCUGUUGCUGGAGACGUGAAAAGAUAGAUCUAAAAACUUUAUCAUAAUCAUGUGUGUAUAUUUUAGUUUUAACUACACUUUCAGAAAUAUGAAAGUGCAUUGGUUUGUUUUUGAAAAUGAAUGUGACUGAAUGAGCAAGGAUAGUCUGUUGCUGUUCAGAGACAUUGUAGUUACAUUGUACAAACAGGAAGCAAAAUUGUUUAACACAUUUCUUACUAAAUGAGCGCAUAUGUAUAUUUGUUUACCUUUUGUCAUUAUGGUCUACAAGUUUUCCGUUGUUGAGUUAUUUCU